GGGGUGCGGCCGCGGCCGGGAGGGUGUGGCCCGGCCGGGGGCGCAGCGGGGAGCGCGGGAGGGUCGCUGUCAGUCCCGCCGAUAGCGGAUCAUGGCCCAGGGUGCAAGGCCGGCAUCCGGAGGGUGAGAGGGAGGGAGGACAGCCCUGGCGGCCGCUCCCCAGUCCCUCGCGGCCCCCAGCCCGAGCUGCGCCCCGCGCCCCUAGCCGCCCCGGGGCUGCCCCUCCGCGCGCGCUCCUGGGGGGCCCAGGAGCUGCGCCUCCGGCCCGGCAGCAUUGUGACGUAGUAGGGCCGCCUCAGCUCCUCCGCCCGCCCGGCGGCUCCUGCCGCGGGGAUUCCAGCUCCUGCCACCGUCUAUCUGUCCAUCAGUCCGUCGGUCUGUGUGCGUCCUGCCCUCCGCGCUGCGGAGUCUCCCGGGGCGGUCCCCCCCCCCCCCCCCGGUGAGUCCAGCUCCCUUUCCCUCUCAGGGCAGGCGGGGGGUGAAGCCUUUCCAAGUUUGCACCGGGCAGCCCCGCCAGCGGUCUCCCCUGCUUCUCCCUCCUUUCCAGGGAGCCCCCUCCCCCGACUCCUAUCCACGCCCCUAGGACCCCCUUUGUGCCGCGCGUCCGGGCGCCUGGGCAGCAAGGAUUUGGGGGGGGGGGGUCUCUAUAGUAACGGCGGCGGCGGCGGCUGGCAAGCGGUGGCUCAACUACCGGGAAGGGGGAGCAGCCCUCUGUGCCCCCCUCCUCCUCUACCGCCCCUUCGCCCAGGCUGCCAGCAGAUUGUUCUUUUCAUCUGCCCGUUUCGCGGUGUUCCCAUUCUGGUGGCCACCGCGCAUCAGAUCAGAUCAGAGGUGGCUGGGCUUGGGUAUUGUGGGGACUCCAGACUGCAGAGAUAAAGGGGGUGCCAAGUAAGAAAAGCCCCAGCCACUGACUGUCCUGAUAACAACAAUCAUUCCCGCAAACGAGCGAUGCCCCGUGGUGCUGCCACCUAGGGAGGUGCGCCCAACCUGAGCCCCCGGCUGCGCGUCCAGCGCGGCCUCCAGCCGCCCCACUCCGAAGCUGUCCGGGGCCACCCCAGAUUCACACGGGGGGACUGCGCCUCCCCUGGUGAUGACUUCUCCUCUGCAGGUGGAAUUUAUGAGUAUCUGACCUGAUUCAAAAUGUGCAAAGAAGAAUAAUGGAAGCCCCUGAAUACCUCGAUUUGGAUGAAAUUGACUUCAGUGAUGACAUAUCGUACUCAGUCACAUCACUCAAGACCAUCCCAGAACUGUGCCGAAGAUGUGACUCACAGAAUGAAGACAGAUCAGUGUCCAGCUCCAGCUGGAACUGCGGAGUCUCAGCUCUCAUCAACACACAAAAACCCACGGGAAUCGCUGAUAUCUACAGCAAGUUCCGCCCAGUGAAGCGGGUGUCCCCUCUGAAACAUCAGCCAGAAACUCUGGACAGCAAUGAAAGCGAUGACCAAAAGAACCAGAAGACAGAGUAUCAGAAAGGGGGUAAUUCUGAUCCCAGCCCCCUACCUGAGGCGCUCAGCUCAGGAGAUGGAGAGGGUGCUCCCCAGGGGAAGAGCACAGAUCCCUCAGGCUCCUUGCUGGGUGAGCUGGAGCACUAUGACCUGGACAUGGACGAGAUCCUGGACGUGCCUUACAUUAAGUCUAGCCAGCAGCUGUCCUCUCUGACCAAGGUAACCACUGAGAAAAGGAUUUUGGGUUUAUGCACCACCAUCAAUGGCCUUUCUGGCAAAGCUUGCUCCCCAGGAAGUAUUGAGACCUCACCAGCCAGCAUGACACCAUUCUGUAUCCUCUCUCCAGUGAAGAGUCCUCACCUGAGAAAGGCUUCAUCCUCUGUCAUCCGAGACCAGCAGAAGCUCUCUGCAGAGCAACCUGAGGGCUCAUCACCACUGGUUCCCUGUGGUUCUGCUUAUGAACCAGAAAACCAGGGUAAGGACUUUCUAAACAAAACCUUUCCAGAGCCUGCUGGUCAAAAAGGUGAGAAGGCAAUGCCAGAUUGCCAGCUCAGGGCCUUCCAACAGCAGUCUUCAGCCCCAGAGCCCAGACUGGAUGAGCAUGUGGGGACCUUGAGCUGGACCAGUUCCCAAGGCUCAGAAGAAAGAAGUGAGUCUCUAAAAAAAGCCAAAAGCAUCUUGAACAUCGUUAAAGAAGGACAGAUCUCUCUCCUGCCUCACCUAGCUGCUGACAAUCUCGACAAAAUCCAUGAUGACAGUGGAAACAACCUCUUGCACCUGGCUGCAUCACAUGGCCAUGCGGAAUGUCUGCAGCACCUCACUUCUCUGAUGGGAGAAGACUGUCUCAACGAACGAAACACUGAGAAGCUGACACCCGCAGGCCUGGCCAUCAAGAAUGGUCAGUUGGAGUGUGUACGCUGGAUGGUGAGUGAAACGGAAGCCAUUGCAGAACUGAGUUGUUCUAAGGAUUUUCCAAGCCUUAUUCAUUAUGCAGGUUGCUUUGGCCAGGAAAAGAUUCUUCUGUGGCUUCUUCAGUUUAUGCAGGAGCAGGGCAUCUCACUGGAUGAGGUGGAUCAGGAUGGCAACAGUGCCGUUCAUGUGGCCUCACAGCAUGGCUACCUGGGCUGUAUACAGACCCUGGUGGAGUACGGUGCCAAUGUCACCAUGCAGAACCACGCUGGGGAGAAGCCCUCGCAGAGUGCUGAACGCCACGGCCACACCCUGUGUUCACGGUACCUGGUGGUAGUGGAGACCUGUAUGUCACUGGCCUCACAGGUGGUGAAGCUUACCAAGCAGCUGAAGGAACAGACAGUGGAACGUGUCACACUGCAGAACCAGCUCCAGCAACUUUUAGAAGCUCAGAAAUCAGAGGGCAAGUCACUUCUUUCUUCAUCUAGCUCACCAUUCUCCCCAGAUCCCAGAAAGUCCCAGUGGAAAGCCCCAGACACAGAUGAGGAGUCUGCAGCCAAAGGCAAAGCAGUGGCCCAAGAAGGCAUUCAGGUUCUUGGGAGCCUGUCAGCCACCAGCCAGAUGAGGGCCAAAGCAAGAGACGGUGAAGAUUCUGACAAAAUAUUACGCCAGUUACUGGGGAAAGACAUCUCUGAGAAUGUCUGCACUCAGGAAAAGCUGUCCUUGGAAUUCCAGGAUGCUCAGGCAUCCUCAAGAAACUCCAGAAAGAUGGCAGUGGAGAAGAGGGAACUGAAGCUGGCUAGGCUGAGGCAGCUGAUGCAGAGGUCUCUAAGUGAGUCAGACACAGACUCCAAUCACUCGGAGGACCCCAAGGGCACACCUGUACGCAAGGUGGAUAGGCCCAGACCACAGCCCAUCGUGGAGAGCAUAGAGAGCAUGGACAGCGCUGAGAGUUUGCACUUGAUGAUCAAGAAACACUCAUUGGCCUCUGGACGCAGGUUUCCUUUUGGGAUCAAGGCCUCCAAGUCUCUGGAUGGCCACAGUCCCUCUCCCACCUCUGAGAGCAGUGAUCCAGACCUGGAACCCCAGUGUCAAGGCUCUGUGAAUACUCCUCCAAGCCAGCCCUCAAGAGACCCCACUCAGCCCAGUCCUGAGGCCGCUGUAGCCCAGAAAGUGGCCACGAGUCCCAAGAGUGCCCUCAAGUCUCCAUCUUCCAAGCGUCGGACAGCGCAGAACUUGAAGCUCAGGGUAACUUUUGAAGAGCCUGUGGUGCAGAUGGAGCCAACCAUCCCAGAACUAAAUGGAGAGAAGGACAAAGAAAAAAGCAGGACUGCCCAGCGAACCCCUGCAGCGAGUGAGUCUGGAGAUCAACUGAAAAGGCCCUUUGGAACCUUCAGAUCCAUCAUGGAGACACUCAGUGGGAACCAGAACAAUAAUAAUAACUAUCAGGCAGCCAGCCAGCUGAAGACCUCCACUCUCCCCUUGACCUCCCUUGGAAGGAAGGCCACAGACACCAAGGGAAACUCUGUGAACUCUGCCAGCAAGGGGAAGAAUAAGGUGGAGAUGUACAGCAGCUGUGUCAGUCUCUCCUCUAACCCACUGAUUGAAGAUCCUCUGCGUAACUCAGCACGGCAUAAUGACAUCAAUAGAAAAAUGAAGAAAUAUUACAGCAUAAAGCACAUUGAUGAGCCAGAAUCAAAAGAAGUCUUCUUGUAAAUCACUUUUUAUUGUCUUUCAAUGCUGCCCUUUGGACACUAUUGGACAUUUCUGGACCAUCCUCUGGAAACAGAACUAUAAGAACAAUACCUCACCAGCAAAAAGAACAGAGUUUCAGGAUGCCUUAAAUGUAUAAUAGUAGACUAUACAAGAGACAUUUUUUGAUGCUAUUUGUACAUAUAACUUGUUUUUAAAGAGAUGCUGUUUAAAAGCAUGGUUGGGCAAACGUAUGUUUUUGUUUUUGUUUUUGUUUUUCCUAAGAUUUCCAAUCUACCCAAGAGACAUUCACCCAGCCUGUGAUGCCGUUUUGUAUUUCAUCAAUUGCAUGAAUGUUUGCUAAUGUGGUUGAACUUCCCCUUCCCCAUAAUAUGGGCAGCUUUGAUUCACCAUCUCAAUGAGACCAAGUCAAUGGUAUUGUUUUCCACCAGGAGUGUUUUUCCUGUCGUUUCUACAUUUUGUAUAAAGAAAUUAAACAAUGUUAACAGCCACCUAAAA
Molecule: messenger RNA, 4565 nt
Organism: Erinaceus europaeus (western European hedgehog)
Lineage: Eukaryota; Metazoa; Chordata; Mammalia; Eulipotyphla; Erinaceidae
Gene: SNCAIP
Product: synuclein alpha interacting protein
Exons: 12
Coding region: 1158-4070 (970 amino acids)
Molecular function (GO): ubiquitin protein ligase binding
Source: RefSeq, a predicted model, not a curated record